This is a messenger RNA of Papaver somniferum (opium poppy), 459 nucleotides long. RefSeq lists its product as uncharacterized. The coding region runs from base 1 to 459 and encodes 152 amino acids. The record is from RefSeq and is a predicted model, not a curated record. The transcript has a single exon. Lineage: Eukaryota; Viridiplantae; Streptophyta; Magnoliopsida; Ranunculales; Papaveraceae.
AUGACCAAUGCUAAGAGCUCUGCAGCACCAUUUCAUACUUCUACUGAUGUUGCCUCUACUCCUUAUGAGGACCCUUUUCUCUAUAGAAGCACAGUUGGUGCUCUUCAGUAUGCUACCAUCACAAGACCAUAUAAUGCAUUUGCUGUUCACAAGGCAUGUCAGAAGAUGCAACAUCCUUCCAUUGUAGAAUGGUUAGCUGUUAAAAGAAUUUUGAGAUAUCUGGUUCGUAUUCUCUCUUACGGCUUGCAGUUUAAAAGAGCUAUUUCCCUACAGUUGCAGGCCUACUCUGAUGCUGAUUGGACAGGAGACAUCACUGACAGAAGAUCCACCAGUGGUUUGGAAAUCUUUUUUGGCCCUAAUCUCAUUUCAUGGUGCUCUAGAAAACAGAAGACUGUUUCCAGAUCAAGUACUGAGGCAGAAUAUCUUGCCUUAGAAAAUGACACUUCUGAGUUAGCAUGA